AUGACAGAGAAUUUUACACAGAAAGAGACACCUGAACAACUGGCAACAAUGCAGAAACAAAAAAAAACGGAAAAAAAUGUGCCUGUACUUCAAAAUCGAGAGGCUGGAGCUGCAAGGGUGAGUAAAGGCCUGCAGGCCUAUUCACCUGCCAACAAAACUGUCCCGCGGCAUAUUUCGCCACAGAAAUCCACGUUGGUGGGAGUGGUGAAAACAAUCCCACCAACCCGCCCGCCCAGUUACCCAGACCCGCUCUUAAGCGAGCGCAGCCGCGGCCCGCUCGCAUUACUCUCAGAGCGGCGGGAUCGUGCUGCAAGUGCUGCGACAUCGGAGGGCGGCUCAGUGCACUCCGGGCGCUCGACACUCUCGGAGUGCCGCGGACAAUCUCCCACAAGCGGCUUAACAGAAGCUGACAGACGCUCGCACGCUGUAAUUAAAGCAGCCGGGUCGCUGGUAUACAAAAGUGGCCGAGAUACAGAGGAGGGUAUAGGGGGUGUGAGGUCUCGUUCCCCAUCGAGGUCCUCGGCCUCACGGCUGGGAACACCGGCGGGGGGUCUUUCCCUCCAUCUCCCUAAAAGACAAAGAAUUGAUAGUUGA
Molecule: messenger RNA, 594 nt
Organism: Pelobates cultripes (western spadefoot toad)
Lineage: Eukaryota; Metazoa; Chordata; Amphibia; Anura; Pelobatidae
Source: the annotation of a GenBank genome assembly